CAACCUAACCUCUAAAACGUUUUGUAAUUAUUUAAGCCGGAAAAUGAUCACGUGUACUGUAAAUUUACCGUGUUUUAGCUGAAAUGCGAUCAAUCACGCCCUAGCACCGUCUAAUCUGCGCAAAUUGUAUUUUUCAAGUCAUUUUUACCGUGAAAAUGUUAGGUUAAUAAUCAAAGUUUCAUAACCUUUUUGUAAGAGUCGUGGACGGAUAUUUUGGCAACCAAAAUGUCAACUUUGGAGUAUUCCGAAUCACUUGGAGCCUGGGGAAGAUCUUCAUGGAUAAACAUCCACAACUGCAAACGGUGUCCCUAUUUUACAACAUUGGUUUUCUUUAUGGUGAACCACGUGCGACGACACCGUUCAUCACAGGAAAAAUAUACGUGCGAAAACGCCAAAAUCGAAGAGUAUCAUUGUAAAGAUUGCGAUUUUAAAACGGAACUAACGAUUCUGUUCAAACAACACAUUAAUAAAAAUCACAGUGUUAAAAGCGAAUCUGGGGACGAUUUAUCACUGCAGGACUUCAGUGUGCAGACGUACGUUUGCGAAAAGUGCGAUUUUGAAACAAAUCUGUUGUUAAAAUGGGGCGAACAUGCAGAAUGCACCGGAAAAAAAGAAAAUCUAACAAGUGUGAGUUCGUCACAAGAAAAUACUUCAUGUAGUUUCAAUUUCAAGCAAAUUGACGGAAUACGUUGGUAUUACUGUGCGCUAUGUCCCUACAAAGGUAAAUAUCAAUCUGUUUUAAAAUGUCAUAUGGCAAAACAUGAUUUAAACAAACAAUAUGAGUGUGAUAAGUGUCCAUUUAAAACCAAAUGGAGUCUAACUUUAAGAAAUCACAUAAAACGAAAGCACUCAGAUGAACGAGAUGUUGAAUGGCACAAAUGUGAAAAAUGUCCAUUUAAAACCAAAUGGAAAGGAAAUCUAAGCAAUCACAUAAUACGAAAGCACCACGAUGAACGAGAUGUUGAAUGGCACAAAUGUGAAAAAUGUCCGUACAAAACCGUAAUAAAAAGUGAGUUAAGUAUACACCUAAAGUAUUCACAUUUGAAAGAAGAAGAAGGUAAAUGGUAUCAAUGCAAUGACUGUCCAUACAAAACUAGACGUAAAUAUAGUUUACAGAGUCACGUAAUUUUAAAACACAUUACGUGGUACGAAUGCAAACAGUGCCAAUUUAAAACAAAGGACAAAAGAUCUUUAAUACACCACGAGAACGUGGUGCAUUUAAAGCAACAAAAUUCCGAAUGGUGGAAGUGUAAAAAGUGUUCAUUUAAAACGGUAACUUUAUCAAAAGAAUGUAAUGAAUGUCUGCUCAACAAAAAUAAGCUGCACGAAUGUAAAUAUUGCCCAUUCAAAACUAAAUCGAAAUAUUAUUUAGAAAGACAUGUAAUGUUUCAACAUUUGGGUGACAAAACUAAAUGGCACCAAUGUGACAAAUGUCCGUUCAAAACUAAAUUUAUUGAAAAUUUAAAGAAACACAGAAAUGUUAAGCAUUCAGAAGAAGCACAGUGGUAUGAAUGUAGCAAGUGUUCGUAUAAAACGAAAGUAAAGCACAAUUUAAUAAAGCAUGUAACCGUUCAUUUUGACAUCAAACCAUAUAAGUGCGCAUAUUGUCCAUAUAAAACGAAACGUAGUUGUUAUUUAAAGAUUCAUAUAAAUCACUACCACAAAAAUAAGAUCUAUUCAGCUGGCAAAUAUGUUAAAUGGUACAAGUGUGAAAAAUGUUCGUUCAAAACUAGAGGAAAAGGUUAUUUAAGAAAGCACAUAAUCAACAUACACACGAAUGAAGAAGACAUCAAAUGGCAUCAGUGUAAUGAGUGUCCAUUUAAGGCUAAACAUUAUUAUAUAAUAAAACGUCAUGUAAUCUGUAAACAUUUGAACAAAGAAAAAAUCAAGUGGUACGAGUGCGAAUAUUGUCCGCAUAAGGCGAAACUCAAGGACUAUUUAACGAAACAUAUGAAUAAAUACCAUUUAGAAGAAACGGACGCAAAUAAAUGAUGAAAAUCCGAUGCGAACGAAAAUUGUAACAUUUCUUUAUAAACACCAAGAAAAUUUACAUAAAUAGGAUUUAAUUUAUUUUAAGUUUGGUCGAGUAGUAUUAAGUAGAUUAUAUACAUGUGAAUACGGUUUUGUGUUUCAAGGAAUUUGAUA
Zophobas morio is the source of this 2145-nucleotide messenger RNA. Its product is annotated as zinc finger protein 142-like. The record is from RefSeq and is a predicted model, not a curated record. Lineage: Eukaryota; Metazoa; Arthropoda; Insecta; Coleoptera; Tenebrionidae. The transcript is spliced from 2 exons. Gene Ontology annotation, molecular function: DNA-binding transcription factor activity, RNA polymerase II-specific; RNA polymerase II transcription regulatory region sequence-specific DNA binding. Bases 226 to 1992 code for a protein of 588 amino acids. Gene Ontology annotation, biological process: regulation of transcription by RNA polymerase II.